Molecule: messenger RNA, 1901 nt
Organism: Piliocolobus tephrosceles (Ugandan red Colobus)
Lineage: Eukaryota; Metazoa; Chordata; Mammalia; Primates; Cercopithecidae
Gene: PAWR
Product: pro-apoptotic WT1 regulator
Exons: 7
Coding region: 240-1262 (340 amino acids)
Biological process (GO): positive regulation of apoptotic process; apoptotic process
Cellular component (GO): cytoplasm
Source: RefSeq, a predicted model, not a curated record
CUUUCCGCGCGGCGGAAGAGCGCGCGCCAGCUUCGGCACACCUGGGUGCCCGAUCCCAGCCACACGCCUCGUCCCCUACAAGCUCCUCCGAGCCCCGCCAGCUGCUGGGGGAGCGGCGGCCGUCCCGCUCCUGGAGGUUGUCCCCUGGCAUCCUCGGGUCCGCAGGAAGGAAAAGGAGGCAGCGGCAGGAGCCCUGGUGGGCGGCCUGAGGUGAGAGCCCGGCCAGCCCCUCUGGGAAUAUGGCGACCGGUGGCUACCGGACCAGCAGCGGCCUCGGCGGCAGCACCACAGACUUCCUGGAGGAGUGGAAGGCUAAACGCGAGAAGAUGCGCGCCAAGCAGAACCCCCCGGGCCCGGCCGCCCCGGGAGGGGGCAGCAGCGAUGCCGCUGGGAAGCCCCCCGCGGGGGCUCUGGGCACCUCGGCGGCCGCCGCUGCCAACGAGCUCAACAACAACCUCCCCGGCGGCGCGCCGGCCGCACCUGCCGUCCCCGGCCCAGGGGGCGUGAACUGCGCGGUAGGCUCCGCCAUGCUGACCCGGGCGGCCCCUGGCCCGCGGCGGUCGGAGGACGAGCCCCCAGCCGCCUCAGCCUCGGCUGCAGCGCCUCCCCGGCGUGACGAGGAGGAGCAGGACGGCGUCCCGGAGAAGGGCAAGAGCUCGGGCCCCAGUGCCAGGAAAGGUAAGGGGCAGAUCGAGAAGAGGAAGCUGCGGGAGAAGCGGCGCUCCACCGGCGUGGUCAACAUCCCUGCUGCAGAGUGCUUAGAUGAGUACGAAGAUGAUGAAGCAGGGCAGAAAGAGCGGAAACGAGAAGAUGCAAUUACACAACAGAACACUAUGCAGAAUGAAGCUGUAAACUUACUAGAUCCAGGCAGUUCCUAUCUGCUACAGGAGCCACCUAGAACAGUUUCAGGCAGAUAUAAAAGCACAACCAGUGUCUCUGAAGAAGAUGUCUCAAGUAGAUAUUCUCGAACAGAUAGAAGUGGGUUCCCUAGAUACAACAGGGAUGCAAAUGUUUCAGGUAAUCUGGUUUCAAGUAGCACACUGGAAAAGAAAAUUGAAGAUCUUGAAAAGGAAGUAGUACGAGAAAGACAAGAAAACCUAAGACUUGUGAGACUGAUGCAAGAUAAAGAGGAAAUGAUUGGAAAACUCAAAGAAGAAAUUGAUUUAUUAAAUAGAGACCUAGAUGACAUAGAAGAUGAAAAUGAACAGCUAAAGCAGGAAAAUAAAACUCUUUUGAAAGUUGUUGGUCAGCUGACCAGGUAGAAGAUUCAAGACUCAAUGUGGAAAAAAUAUUUUAAACUACUGAUUGAAUGUUAUGGUCAAUGCUAGCACAAUAUUCCUAUGCUGCAAUACAUGAAAAUAACUAAGCAUGUGUAUUUAUUUCUAGAAAAUGGAUGUUUGUUUUCAGAAUACUUCUUUUUCAUUAUUGGUUUUAAAAAAAGCAUCAACCUUUUAUCUCACAAAUAAGUAGUAUCUUUCAGUUAUUAAAUGAUAGGUAAUGCCUUUUUGGUUUUGUGUGGUAUUCAACUAAUACAUGGUUUAAAGUCACAGCUGUUUGAAUAUAUUUUAUCUUUGGUAGUACAUUUUCUCCCUUAGGAAUAUACAUAGUCUUUGUUUACAUGAGUUUAAAUACUUUUGGGAUAUUACCUACACAUGCCUUAUUACUGAUGUGUGCAACCUUUUAUGUGUUGAUGACUCACUCAUAAAGGUUUUUGUCUACUGUCAUUUCUUUCCACUUAUUCUAAGCAUUUAGAGUAAUAGAGUCAUACUUUUGUGUAACAGCAACCUCUUAAAAGGAAAGCUCUUAUAAAGUCAUUGUUAUGUUCUAGUCGAUUAAAUAUAAAUUUAAGAGAAUACUUGAAUUGCGCUAUAGUAAAUAAAAAUUUACUAUUUUGUGUUUGA